This is a messenger RNA of Salvelinus fontinalis (brook trout), 4006 nucleotides long. RefSeq names its product REC8 meiotic recombination protein b (gene rec8b). NCBI's taxonomy places the organism in Eukaryota, Metazoa, Chordata, Actinopteri, Salmoniformes, Salmonidae. The record is from RefSeq and is a predicted model, not a curated record.
AUGUUUUUUGAGCCUUACAACGAGCCAUCCUCAACAAGAGGAGAUCCAGCAGGCGCAUGGCGCGCUCCACGAGACAUACGCAUCGCCCUGGCCAAGCCUGACAUGCAAGCCUUGAAUGUCCCAGACUCUCUGUUCCUGCUGGACAAGGCUGAAGGGCCACAGGACCUUCCCUAUAGGAUUCCUCAGCCAUGGCAGCUGAUACAGAGAAUGACUCCAGAGUGCCCUCUAGGGACCAGUCCUAGAAACGCACCAGAGGACGUAGGUUUCAAAUCCUCUCCUGAUGCCAUUACCCUCAAAGAGAAGGAGCAUCUUGUCAUCAGUGCAGUAGAGUUUGAAGAAGCUGGGCUUCCUUAAGCCACAGGCAAAGAGAAUGACAUGCUUCUGGAGCAGCAGGACCAAUUCCAUGAUACACCCCCUCUGGCUGUGAGUAUUAUAGCUCCUCUCUACAGCGCCCCCUCUGGCUCUCUCCUGUACCCUGACCUCUUGUCGCUACGGAAACAGUGCGCUGCCCUCACAAUGCUAACUCGCUCCGGGGAGAGACGCAAAGGAGAGGAAAUGGAGGAGGAGGGAAGCUCCGAGCUGGACGGAGAGAUGGAGAUGAAGAAGAGGGACUCUGGCAUGCAAGAGAUCCCAGAACAGUUACUGGAGUCAGCAGCAGCCCCUCCAUCUGAAGCAUCAGCUGAGGUUCUUCUGGACAUGUCCAAAGAGGACAGAUCCCUAGAGCAGAUGUCUCCUGUGAGCAGACUCUCAGUGUCUGCUCUUUUCAAGUCUCCUAUGGAAGAAGCCCCAGUGCCUGUGGAGGCUAUAGUGGAGGAACAUGUGGCUCUACCAGACAGAGAACAGGAGACCGAUAGAGAGGUCACUGCUGAGGGGCUGUUGAGAUAAGCUUUCAGUGUGGUGUCCUCGUUCCUCCUUAGGUUUGGCAAGGUCACCUUCUACUCUCUGUUGCCCCUGGAGGCAGACUGCAGUACUGCAGCUCACAUGCUCUCCAAACUGCUAGGCGUGUGUGUGUGUGUGGUGUUUGUCCAGAGCUGGUGUCUGCUAGGGAGCUGGCAGUACAUCAGGCUGAAUCCUACAGCCCCAUCACCAUCAUCCCUGGACCACUCAGCACCGUGCACGCCUGAGGAACACAGAGGAUGUCCACGUCCACACACACACAAAAACACACACACACACACACACAAACACACACACGGGAUGUGUGUGGCCAUACUUUUAAAACUAAUCAUGUUCAUUCAUGUCCCAAAUUUAAUUUCUGUGAGAUCAUCACCUCAAAUUGUUUUGUAGCACACAUGAUGACAACAUUUAUAAGUGAAGCCUUUUUUAUAACAAGUGAAGUUACUGAGUUAUUAUUGAAAGGUAGUUGUUAAUAUUGAGAUUUUUUAUUCAAAGUUGGUAUUUAUAUUAUUAAUAUGUAUUGAUAUGAGUGUAUUUAGCAGGGGAUAUAUUUUAUUCUAAUUUAUUUGUCAACUGUCAUGAAAGUUGAUAUUGUUGACAGCAACGUUUUUGGUGAACUUUUCUCAGAUGUUUUUUCUGUCUUAUUGUGGUAUGAUGUUACUCUGUUCUUACGGUGAAGCAUUUAUGAGUAUCUUAUGUCAAGUGUUAUUGAAGUGUUGUGGUUUCAAGGUCACAUCUAAAGCCUUUUCUUUUGGGGUGUUGUUAUAGGCCACCAAGUGUUAACAGUCAGUAACUAAAUAAUAUGUGUGAAAUGCUUGAUAGUGUAUGUGAUGUAAACAAAGGUCUACUUUCUUGGGGACCUGAAUAUUAACUGGUCUUCAUCAAGCUGUCCACUCAAGAGGAAGCUUCUUACUGUAACCAGUGCCUGUAAUCUGGUUCAGGUUAUUAAUCAACCUACCAGGGUGUUUACAAACACUACAGGAACAAGAUAAUCCACAUGUAUCAAUAAAAAAAUGUAUUAAUACUGUAGAACUUUGUUCUAAAGCUGUAUCUGUACCCAUUGGAUGCAGUGAUCACAAUAUAGUGGCUAUAUCCAGGAAAGCCAAAGUUUCAACAGCUGGGCCUAAAAUAGUCUAUCAGAGAUCAUACAAAAGAUUUUGCUGUGACUCUUAUGUGGAUGAUGUUAAAAAUUGUUGUUGGUCUGAUGUGAUUAAUGAGGAGCAUCCAGACGCUGCACUUGAUGAAUUUAUGAAAUUGCUUCUUCCAAUUAUUGAUAAACAUGCACCUGUUAAGAAACUGACUGUUAGAACUGUUAAGGCUCCAUGGAUUGAUAACGAAUUGGAAAACUAUAUGGUUGAAAGAGAUGGGGCAAAAGGAGUGGCUAAUAAGUCUGGCUGCAGAUCUGACUGGCUGAUUUACUGCAAAUUGAGAAAUGAUGUGACUAAACUCAACAAAAAGAAGAAGAAACUGUAUUAUGAAGCCAAGAUCAAUGAUAUAAACUUUGGAGUACUUUAAAUGAAAUUAUUUAAAGAAAAGACAAAUUCAACUCCAUCUUUCAUCCAAUCAGAUGGCUCAUUUAUCACAACACCAUUUGAUGUUGCCAAUUAUUUUAAUGAUUAUUUAAUUGGCAAAGUGGGCAAACUUAGGCAGGAAAUGCCAACUACGAACAGUGAGCAAUUGUAAUCAUGCAUAAAAAAAACAAAUAAUGAAAAAAAAGCAUUGCAAGUUUGAAUUUUGUAAAGUUAGUGUGGGAGAGGUGGGAAACUUAUUGUUAUCGAUCAAUAAAGACAAACCUCCUGGCAUUGACAACUUAGAUGGAAAGCUACUGAGAAUGGUAGCUGACUCUAUAGCCACACCUAUCUGUCAUAUUUAAUCUGAGCCUUGAGGAAAGUCUUUGUCCUCAGGCCUGGAGGGAAGCAAAGUCAUUCCGCUACCCAAGAGUGGUAAAGCGGUCUUUACUGGUUCUAACAGCAGACCUAUAAGCUUACUGACAGCUCUUAGCAAGCUGUUGGAAGAAAUUGUGUUUGACCAAAUACAAUGCUAUUUCUCUGUAAACAAAUUGACAACAGACUUUCAGCAUGUCUAUAGAGAAGAACAUUCUACAUGUACUGCACUGACAGUAAUGACUGAUGAUUGGCUGAAAGAAAUUGAUAAUAAGAAGAUUGUGGGAGCUGUGCUGUUAGAGUUCAGUGCAGCCUUUGAUAUUAUUGACCAUAACCUGUUGCUGAAAAAACGCACACUGCCGUUCAAAAAGUUUGGGGUCACUUAGAAAUGUCCAUAUUUUUGAAAGAAAAACUAAAAAAAUUGUCCAUUAAAAUAACAUAAAAUUGAUCCGAAAUACAGUGUAGACACUGUUAAUGUUGUAAAUGACUAUUAUAGCUGGAAACAACAUUUUUUUAAAUGGAAUAUCUACAUAGGCGUACAGAGGCCCAGUAUCAGCAACCAUCACUCCUGUGUUCCAAUGGCACUUUGUGUUAGCUAAUCCAAGUUUAUCAUUUUAAAAGUCUAAUUGAUCAUUAGAAAACCCUUUUGCAAUUAUGUUAACACAGCUGAAAACUGUUGUGCUGAAACAAUAAUAAAAAAUAAAAAAAGGCCUUUAGACUAGUUGAGUAUCUGGAGUAUCAGCAUUUGUGGGUUCUGUUAAGAUUCUGGGUUAAACUUGGAACAUUGUUAUAAUCAGAAGUUAAUGGUUAUGUGUAGGAGCCAGAUGGCUUUGGAAUGUGUAGGGGAGACGGGUGGAGAGCUUAGAACAUAACAAUGUCACUGAGGGAGAGAGGGUCAUGUAUAACGUUUACAUUAUGUCAGGAUAUGUUAUUGUUAGCCAUCAGGGAUCCUCUGCGAGGAGGAGAGACGCAGUCUGGUAUCAAUCGCCAUGACAGCCUUGAGUUGGGGAGGAGUGAGCACUUUGGGGUAGAGGUCAGGUCAGAUGAAGUGAGGAAGAACAGAUAUCACUAAGGUUCUGUCUAGCAAACAGAGAUGCAUUGGCUGUUCAGAUGUGGAGGAGACUCAACCUAGGAGAAAGGGUUAAAUAUCAGUGCUUGUGUGAAAUGUCGUUGUCUGAAUACAGCUGUAUCGACCCUUUGGGAAGAAUAAAACUUGGUUAAGCUUU